AUGUCGUCCUAUCUGGAAGAAAAGCUCACCAACAAGCCAGAAUCAUUCACAGAUGAGAGCCUCAAGUCCUUAUUCCUGCUCAACAACUCGUAUUUCAUAUGGCAGCAGGUGGAAUCUAUCACUCGAGUUGAGGGCUACAUGGAGAGCUAUCUACAAGUAUCCUGGGCAUCGGUGUUGUCAUGUUUGUUCAAUCCUAUGCCUCCUUUCUACAGGAGAGUGAAAGCCUUCCCAUUGACUAAGUUUGAGUCUGUAUUUCGCAAAACUUAUGCUGCCCAAAAGCUGUGGAAGGUCCCGGAUCCUGAGCUAAUGAAGAGACUGCGCAAAGCCAUCACCGAGAAAAUCAUGACAGGCUACACAAAAUUCAUAGAGGAUAACAAUGUUACCACCCCAAAAUUCAUUCCCCAGGAGCUGGAAGGAAUGCUGCAAGAGCUAUUCGAAGGCUGA
Messenger RNA from Miscanthus lutarioriparius, 444 nucleotides. NCBI's taxonomy places the organism in Eukaryota, Viridiplantae, Streptophyta, Magnoliopsida, Poales, Poaceae. The record is from the annotation of a GenBank genome assembly.